Penicillium diatomitis is the source of this 1338-nucleotide messenger RNA. Its product is annotated as URC4/urg3 family protein. The coding region runs from base 1 to 1338 and encodes 445 amino acids. Lineage: Eukaryota; Fungi; Ascomycota; Eurotiomycetes; Eurotiales; Aspergillaceae. The transcript has 4 exons. The record is from RefSeq and is a predicted model, not a curated record.
AUGAGCGACAUUGAAUAUCUCAAGAGUCUCGACGCAGUUCGCGAGAGAGCGCAUCUUGUCCUGGGCGCGGCGGAAAAGAACGAACUUUUGCACUUUGCCUACGAUGCUUCGAAGAUGAGUGAUGUUGCUGAUUUCGUGGAGGGUGUUAUCUCGCGCGACUUUGGCCCCAGCGCCUACGACCAGAUCCCGCCUCACGGCCGCUGGCAACACUUUGAAGUGGGCGACGUCCCCCGCAUCACUCAGCUGAUCUCACGCUGGGAGGGCCAAGGCUGGGAUCCCUUGGAAGUGACGCGUCGUCUGAUCGAUCUGUUCUUUGUGGCGGUUCUGCUGGAUGCGGGCGCGGGCGAUGUGUGGAAGUUUACGGAGCGUGCGCUGGGAGGGACGGGGCUGGGUACCGGGCGGGGCCAGGCGUAUGGUCGGAGUGAGGGGAUUGCGGUUGCGGCGUUGUAUAUGUUUCGGGCGGGGGCGUUUGCGAGUCGUGUGGGGGCAGAUGCGGGCGAUGUGGGGGGUGAGGUUGUGGAUGGUCAUGCAUUGAUGGCUCUCGACACUGCCAUAUUCGAGAAACACUUUCAAAUCACACGAGAGAAUCUUCUCGUUGGAGCUGCAUCUCGAGUCGAGCUGUUGAAGAGAGUGGGGAAAUCGCUUCUUGACCAUCCCGAAUAUUUCGGUCAAUAUGGUAGACCGGGUCACCUCGUCGAUUACCUCGUCCAACAAGCCGGCCCAGAAAAACAGCUCGACUUCACCAUGCUCUGGGGAAUCCUCCAGGAAACCCUUCUCCCAGCGUGGCCCAGCAACCGCACCCGUAUCGCAAACGUCCCCAUCGGAGACGCCUGGCCCCUCCAGAUCCUUUCCAAGAUCAACCCCAGCUCGACCUCUGCGUCCCAAACGCAGCACAUCGCUCCCUUCCAUAAACUCACCCAAUGGCUCGCCUACUCCCUCACAGUCCCCUUCAUGCGCGUCCUCGGCAUGCACUGGAAGAAUCUCGAAAAGGGCACCGGAUUGCCAGAGUACCGCAACGGGGGCCUCUUCGUCGACCUGGGUGUCCUUUCAUUAAAGGCCGAAGCGUUGAAGACGGGCCUGGCGUCCUCGGGAAGUGAUCUUCCGAGCUUCGAGGCCACGAGCGAUGUGAUUGUCGAAUGGAGGGCAAUGACAGUCGCGCUAUUGGAUAAAUUACACGGGUUGAUUGGGGAGAGGUUUGCGAAGCAGGGCGUGACAUUGAGUAUGCCGCAGAUGUUGGAGGCGGGAUCGUGGAAGGCAGGUCGUGAGUUGGCGGCCAAGUUUAGGCCGGAGACAAAGUCAAGUCCGAUUUUGAUUGACGGAGACGGAACUUUGUUCUGA